Xiphophorus hellerii (green swordtail) is the source of this 1886-nucleotide messenger RNA. RefSeq names its product zona pellucida sperm-binding protein 3-like. The transcript is spliced from 10 exons. NCBI's taxonomy places the organism in Eukaryota, Metazoa, Chordata, Actinopteri, Cyprinodontiformes, Poeciliidae. Gene Ontology annotation, biological process: binding of sperm to zona pellucida; positive regulation of acrosome reaction; egg coat formation. Gene Ontology annotation, molecular function: acrosin binding. Gene Ontology annotation, cellular component: extracellular matrix. The record is from RefSeq and is a predicted model, not a curated record. The coding region runs from base 38 to 1063 and encodes 341 amino acids.
AAUGCCUCAGUCUGGUUGUGUCUGAGACCCAUUAGUCAUGGUAACUCAUUUCUAUCUAGGUUUUGUGGUCUUGGCUGUCUUAGCAACAGCUGUUGCUGACCCAGAUAUCAAAGUGGUCUGUGCUAAAGACUCUGUGCGAGUGACAUGGAGGGUAGCCCCCCAGUUCGUCCCAUACGCAGCUCGGUUCUUCCUUGGAAGCUGCAUGCCGUCAUCGUGGAAAGUUCUGCCCACCGGAGAGGGAGAAGCACAUUUUAACUACAAAUUCUAUGACUGCAAGUUUACCAAGCGGCUGAAGGGAAAACGCAUAAUUUAUCAAAACGAGCUGAGCUUCAGGCCACAAGCAAAACCGAAGCCUGUCGUCUUUAAAUAUCCCGUCCAAUGUGUCCAGAAACGACCUGAAGGAAGAAUCCCCCACUUCCUAAAUCCUGGCUCAGGUGUUUCUGAGGGACGCAGUAAGCUAGUCUUUCAUGUGGCUCUCCUGAAUGAGCAAUUAACAGGAGUCUCAAAGACGAAUGUGAUUCCCCUCGGCUCAUUCAUACCGAUCUGGGCAGCUGUGGAGCAGAAGUCCCAUCAGCCGCUGGUGCUCCUCAUGGAUGAGUGUGUCGCGGCCUCAACCCCACAGCUGGAACCUGGCAACCAACUUUAUCCCAUUGUUGGCAAUCAUGGGUGUCUGCUAGAAAGUAAAAGGGGAAGUUCACUGUUCCUUCCUCGGUACCAUUCAUCUGCCAUAAUUCUCUAUCUCCAGUCAUUCAAGUUUGGGAUGGGAGAAGAGGUGUACAUUCACUGCAAUCUAAUCGUGUGGGAUGGGGAUUAUGAUAAACGCAGGAAGGCUUGCCAUGUGAAAGAUGGGAGCUGGGAGCUGCUUGAUGACCCUGCUCGGAGCUCUCUGUGCAACUGCUGUGAUAACUCUUGUAGUCCUCGCACCAAAAGGGCAACAAGCUGGGAGCCUCACAGCAUGCACUUCAAUUCUGUGUUGGGACCCAUCAUCAUAGUCGACCAGCCAGGCUCUAUGACGAAUGCCUCUCUGCCUGAGACUGAUGCAGCUGGCUCACAGGAAAUUUAAGUUGAAGCUGAACUCCAAGGUGCAGCCUGUGGCACUAAUUUACAAGAUUCUGGACACCAGUUUUUUUUUUAAGAACCUGAAAUUGCCUGACUUGAUGCUGUUGUGAAAUAAACCCUGCUCUAAUUUAGACUCUCUUUUUUUAUUUUUAUUUUUGAUCUUGGUUUAUGAGUGAACAUGUGCAAUAAACUUCACUAGAUUAUCUUAAAGGUAAAUCUUUCAACUGCUAUAUGAAAACUAAGUAUUUCUCCAUCAGUGAAACACUUAUUCAUGGAUUGAAAUCCAGAACUUAUUUUUAUUUUUUCCUUGACAAUUUGUAUUGGCCAACAUUAGUUUAUGGUCAAACCCUAACUUGAAAUGGCAAUGUCCUACAAGGCUGGAGUGAGCCUAAAGUGCCACAGCAUAGAUAAAAGCUUGGCUUUCAUUUGGAAAUCAAGGUUCGCAAGUGACACUGAAUUUUAUUUUAUUUUUUUCUCCAAGGCUCCCAUGUCCUUGGUGUUUAUAAGGAAAUGUUAUGGGACUUUCAUUUUCAGCAGGACUUUCCAUACUUGCAGUACCAAAAGCUCAAAAGAAAUUAUUUGGCCAGCAACUUGAACUCUAUACUUGGCGUAUUAAAGAUGAGACAUCAAAACUAAACAUGACUAGAAGGCCACUAUCAAAAUAAUCUGGACUUCAUUAUACUUCAGCAAAACCCACAGGUUUGUCACCUCCAUGCUAUGCUGUGAACUGACAUUGUUUAAAAUGUCCUUUUUUCUUAUGUAAUUUUUUUUCUGCAAGUCAUGUUACAAGAAAUAGUCCUGCAAUAAAUUUCACUUUCUGAAAUGAG